GUUGUGGGCCUUUGUAGGGUCGACCAAGUAACAAAGUACUGAAGUAGAGUAGGCUAUUCCCAAGUUUACGUCGGACGUCGGAGCUGGUACCAGGGUUUAAGCCGGAGGGAGGAGGUUAGCAAUCAAUCAGUGAUAUGCAAACGCGAUGGAGGACGAGGAGGGUUUAAGGAUCAAAGUGGUGUUCGAAGAUGGUGACAUUCUCAAUGAUUCCCAGAAAUCAGAGGGCCUCGAGAGAAGCUGGCUUCUCCUCAAACCCACGCACCACACAAUAAUCUCCCAAUUCUCUUCCGAUCUCUUCCACAACUUCAAACUCCAUAACUCCUGUCCCCAUGGCAUCCUCCUCUCUAUGGAUGGGUUUGUCUUGCCACCUUUUGAGUCAACUUGUUUCUUUAAAGAUAAAGAUGUAAUCAGUGUGAAGAAGAAGAAGAAGAAGAAGAAGGGAGGUUCGUUGGUUAUUGUAGGGGAUGCACCUAAUUUGGUGGAGAAUGUCCAAAGUGUUGAGAAACCAUCUGUAAAUACCAAAGCUCUGCUUUUGGCAAAUGAGGCAUUUAACAAGGAACAUGGGGGCUAUGAGAGUGACAGACCUGAAGAGGAGAGGAGAGGCCAGGUGGAUGAUUACAAUUUACAUAAGAAUUUGCUGGAUGGAGUUGCAGUCUCCAAGAAAAGGAAGGCAUCCGAGGAACUUCAUAGCACAAAGAAGAAGAAACAGUGCUCUCAAGUUGCAGAGGAGUGCAACAUUGAUGCUCAGACAGAGCCGAGUCAGCCGACUAAGAAAUCUAAACGAGAUCGGACAGCCAAGAUAAGUAAUAAAAAGGAACAACGAAAAUCUGAAUCUAAGAUGGAUGGGGCUGAAGAUAAUAAUGAAACUGCGGAAAUGACUAAAGACAAUCAUACUAAGCCCAACACAAAGAAAAAUGAUCACAUUCAAGAGAAUGGGAAGGAAUGCGUGGACGUGACAGCCAAGCCGGAAGAAAUACAAAAGCGGCCAAGCAGGAGCUCAAGGCGACAAUAUGCAAAGAGGAGGCUCAUACGGGAAAUGACUAAAAUUCUAAAGGAAAAUGCAGAUUCUCAAUUAAAGGCACUUAACAGUUCGAAGGACACGCAAUCCAAAGAUGGAAGCGAAGAGGCAGUUAGGCUACCAAAAGGACGUCAGAAGUGGAAGAAGGGACAAGCUAGGGCCAAAAGAGAAGAGGAUAUAAGCCGACCAAAAGGACAUAUACAUUGGAAGCAGAGACAAACUGGAGAUGAAAUCAAAGAAACCCCUGGUCAACCCAAGGGACUUCUAUAUUGGAAGGGAUUGCUUUGCGACGAUAUGACUAAAGAUAUGGACAAACAGGAAUGUACAAAUUCUAAAAACCUUUCCUGUGGUGAGCCUGAUCAAAAUAGUGAUAAUGCAGAUGGGGUUGUUCCAAUUGAACUUACUCCGGGACACAUCCACUCUGAGCUUCCAGGGAAAGAAGAAGCUGUGCAACAGAAUCAAGCUCAAGCGGAAAAUUUCAGGUGGAAUGGGGUCAUCAACAAGAAAAAUGACCAGAAAUUGGGCAAAGAGAAAAUUUCAUUCUCUCAAAGAAAUGAAAUUAAUGAGUUGAACAAAAAAUCAUCUGAAAUGUCAAGUGCUGAAAAGAUUACACAUUGUGAUGGAUCAAUUGACUUUGCUAAACUUCCAUCCCUCUCUGAUACACCUAAGGAAGGCGAUGUGAUUGCAUAUCGGCUGCUUAAGUUAUCAUCCAACUGGACUGCUGAGCUCUCCCCGUACCAUGUUGGCAAAGUAUCAUCAUUCAAUUCUGAAUCAAGUAGAGCUUCACUGAUGCCAGUUGCCGGAUAUCCAUUUUAUUCCAAAAAGUCAGGUGAAGAUGAAUGCGCCAUGCAACCUGAUAGCUCUCUUUAUAAAGAGGAUGGAUCAUUGGAGAUAGAUUUGUCAUCACUUGUUGAUGUUCGUGUUGUAAAAACUACCACCUUUAACCCUUCAAAAGAAGUUUCUGUUUGGACUGGUGUUGGUGCCUCCACCAACACAUUAACAGUUAUCGAGUGGCUCUAGUGAUAAGCAAACACCUACUAUUCCUGAAAAUGGGGAAGUAAACCAUGAAAAACAAAUGCAUACUUGCAGCAGAGAAAAUGGAGUGAACCUUUGGGAGCAACUCAGCGAGGCUUUAUCUGCGAAAAAGCAGCAAAGUAGUUGGGGUAAGGUGACUCCAAGCAAGAUUUCAUGGUCAUAUGAAGCUUCGAGAGGCAGUGGAUAUGCGCCUAGAAAAAAGGGUUUCUCUCGGUGGAAAAAUAAGAGAUAAAUGGUAUUCUAUGCUCUGGUAUGCUCCAUCCAUCACUUCCAACCUGUGCGAAGGAAAUGCCGAGGAUGAACUAAUUUCACAGCCCAAAACAGAACUACCCAGAACCGAAGUUUUAAUGUUCAUAUUGUCUAUUCAUGUGAUCUAGUUGCCCCAACAUGAACAAAAGAACAUUAUGGAUAUAUAUUUAUCCAAGUGUGUGGUUUUGUUUCUUCUCCA
Ipomoea nil (Japanese morning glory) is the source of this 2501-nucleotide messenger RNA. Its product is annotated as coilin-like. The coding region runs from base 146 to 2038 and encodes 630 amino acids. NCBI's taxonomy places the organism in Eukaryota, Viridiplantae, Streptophyta, Magnoliopsida, Solanales, Convolvulaceae. Gene Ontology annotation, biological process: spliceosomal snRNP assembly. Gene Ontology annotation, molecular function: U2 snRNA binding; U1 snRNA binding. The transcript is spliced from 17 exons. The record is from RefSeq and is a predicted model, not a curated record. Gene Ontology annotation, cellular component: Cajal body.